AUGGCGACCGGUGAGAGGCGAUCAAAUCUCAGGUUCAGGACGUCAUUGAUUUUGGACCAAGGCGACACACGCACGACUCGCCAUGGAGACUGUCUCAGACUGUGUAUUUACAACGCGAGAACAGUUUCCACAGACGCUGACUUGCAUGCCCUUCUCGGAGCUGCAGAGCGUAUCAAAUUUCACGUGAUUGCUCUGCAGGAGACCAAGUGCAGAAGGAGCGACGUACGACAAAUGAAUGACGGUACACUCGUCAUUCGUGGAGAGAAGGUUCCGUCGCGAAAUGUAGGCGGUGUUGGUUUUGUUGUGCACCCAUCUGUCGUCCAUUUCGUCGAUUCUCACGAGAUCCUGUCACCUCGUCUGGCCAUUCUUCGCCUCCGCCCUCUGCGCCAAAAAUCCAUCAGUAUCAUCAACUGCUAUUCACCAACAUCAGCAGCUGGUGAUUCCGAAUUGGACGCCUUUUACGAGGAGCUGGAGGAAGUAGUCCGCAACGAGAAGUCCUUCUACAAAUUCGUUGUUGGAGACUUUAACGCAAAACUAGGAAAGGCCACAGAAGAGGAAUACAGGAUUGGAAGAUUUGGACUAGGGGACCGGAAUGAAAAUGGCAAUCGUCUCGCCGGGCUGUUGUCCGCCGCUCGCCUCUUUCAUGGGAACUCUCUUUUCAUGAAAAAAGAUCAUCGUCGGUGGACAUGGGAAUCGCCCAAUGGCGCGACUCGUGCGGAGAUCGACCACAUACUCACCAACCGAAGCCACACGAUGGAAAAGAACAUCUGCUAUCGGCAACGAAAGAGAAAAGAAGUCUACGGCGAUUGCGUACUCGAGGACUCCUUGUCCCAAGGUGACUGGCACAUCGAGGAGGACCCAAACGUGGACUACGAGAUGCUGCUCAGAGGAUUACGAGCCUGCGCUGAACGUGCCUCGAAGCCGCGCACGAAAAACUUGGAUCGAAUUUCGAAGACCACCAAGGAAUUGUUAGGAAGAAGAAGGACAUUGAGGCUUGAUCCGAAUGCAUCAUUCGGAUCAAGCCUCAAUGAUCGCACACUGAGCGAAGCAGCACAAAGAAGAACAAGUCUAAAGAAGUGCCGCAGGGAUCUCCGCGAAUAUAAUAUUCCGCUAGCAACCUUGUUGAGCGAAGACGGGACUCGCACGCCUUCUCGUCGUGAGAUGGAAAUCAUUACGGAGAGAAAGGAAGGAUCCCAGUGGAAGAUCUCGCAAACCGUUCUUAUCCAUAAGAAAGGUGACCGAGAGGACCUUCGGAACUACCGUCCGAUAUGCGUGCUAAGUAUGUUAUACAAAGUAAUCACCAAGAUCAUCCUCACACGCAUAUCUAGGACGCUGGAUGAAGCCCAGCCUCAAGAACAAGCUGGAUUCCGCCAGGGGUUCAGCUGCUUGGACUACAUCCAGACCGUGUCGAGGGUCAUAGAGGUUUGCCGGGAAUACCGCCUGCCCCUUGUUCUAACCUUCGUCGACUAUAAGAAAGCCUUUGACAGCGUAGAAAUGAAUGCAGUACUGUCAGCGCUGGUCGAUCAAGGUGUGGACGCGUCCGACGAAUCAAAAGUCAAAACCAAGUUGAGCUCAAUAUUAAUGAAGACGAAAUUGGACUUUAGCUGCGACGAUGAUUCGAAGGAGAGUCGAGAAAGCAUGAAGUCUCGAGUAAAGCCGCGAGCAACCAGCAAGGAGUCUGCUGAGACUGAUGUGAAGAAGAGGGCGAAGAAGUCGAGGGUGCGCAAGAGCACAUCGCAGAUGCAACCGACAACUAGAAAAGCGUCGACCGGAACAGAGAGAAGGAAGAAGUCUGCAUUGAAAAGGCUAAAAAGCACGCAGUGA
Messenger RNA from Necator americanus (New World hookworm), 1824 nucleotides. RefSeq lists its product as uncharacterized. Gene Ontology annotation, molecular function: catalytic activity. The transcript is spliced from 7 exons. NCBI's taxonomy places the organism in Eukaryota, Metazoa, Nematoda, Chromadorea, Rhabditida, Ancylostomatidae. The record is from RefSeq and is a predicted model, not a curated record. Bases 1 to 1824 code for a protein of 607 amino acids.